UAAAAUUUGGACAAAGAGCCAAAAUCCAUUAAAUCUUACCCAAAUAGGAAUCCCAUUACAAGCCCUAUAAAUACAUCAAAUGAACUCACAAAUUUCCACCAACACAUUAGAUUGAUCCAACUCAAAUUCCAUAAAGAAAAAAUGGUUCACCAAAGUGAAAUCCUUUCUGGGGGUGCCCACAAGAAAAUGAGCUUCGCAGAAAAAGAGGAAGUAGAAGUGUCUUAUAACUUCAAUGAAGACUCUUCAUGCAUGCAAAUGGUGAGGCCUCAUGUCCCCGAAAAACACCACGGCGGCCACCACCACCUUUUCGGUGGGAAACACCAUGAAAGCCACCACCUUGGCCGCCAUGGUAGCGGCCGCGGCCGUGCGAAUGAGGUUGUGCAGGUGCAAGAAGAGAAAGUGGAGAUGUCUAGUGAGAAGAAGUUGGUGAGUGGAAGGCAUGGCGGUGGAUAUCGAAGUGAUGAGACUCACUUUGUGAUGGAAUCUGAGUUCAAGGGUUUGGAGGAUUGAAGAUCCUAAGCUUUGAUGCACGACCGACCAUUUCUGCAUGCAUGUAAUAUAUAUUUAUAUGAAUAAUUAAAAUGUGUGGUAAAAUAAUCAUGGAGGGCAUGAUCACGUUAUGAUAUGUAUGGUGUGAACUGUGAAAUAAGUAUAAGAAGUUACAUAUAUUAUCAUACACUUAUAUAUACUUAAUAUAUUUCAUAUUCCAUAUUCCAUACUAUCGUAUAUAUUUCCAUCGAUCUAAUCUAGCUUGAUUAAUAUAAUUCGAAACAAAAGUGC
Molecule: messenger RNA, 780 nt
Organism: Cuscuta epithymum
Lineage: Eukaryota; Viridiplantae; Streptophyta; Magnoliopsida; Solanales; Convolvulaceae
Source: the annotation of a GenBank genome assembly